CAGCAAAGCGAUGAAGAACUAAUAUGUCAUCGGAUUUGUUUUGUUAAAGUUGUACUAGUUCACCCUGGAUGUUUAGAGCCGCUUUGUCUCGUUUUCAGAACAAAUGGAAGUCCUAUCGACACAGGUUUGUGCCUUGGGUCGCACUGAACUUGUCUAAAAAUGAGAAGACUCUGCGAAAAGUGAAGGGGCGCAGCCAAGAUAAGCUGGUCCCAGACGAGGACGUGUCCAGAACCCUCCUGCGGCUCUUUUGGCUCCUUCACAGAGGAAACAACGCUCAAGCAGCCUCUGUCUCGGCAUCUAGUAAUCAUGAGGAGUUUAGGACGGGUGCAAUAUGUGCACACGACGCCAUGCUACAUUCUCUCGGGUUUUGCAUUGAAAGGAAGCCAAGCACUUUGCCUUUUGCAGGAACUGGAGUAUUUGUCACAAGAGGUGUUGUUCCUGAAGGAGCUACAGUUGCCAUGUAUCCCGGGACAGUCUAUCAGGCUUAUGAGCCCAUUCUCCUUCAGUCCAUCCGCAACCCAUUUGUUUUCAGGUGCAUUGAUGGAGUUCUAGUGGAUGGAAAUGACAAGGGCAUCUCCAAAAUGGUGUUCAGGUCUUGCAGUGGCAGGGACAGACUGGGGCCUUUUUUGACCAGUGACACAAGUUGGUUGACAACAAAUCCAUUAAACCCCCUUGCUGUGGGUCAGUAUGUUAACAACUGUUCCAAUGAUAAGUCUGCCAAUGUGUGCUACCAGGAAUAUGAUGUGCCCAAUAAUUUCCCCCUGGAGCUCAGACAGUAUUUGCCAAAUGUCAACUACAGUCAGGACGCUCACCAGAGGCUUUUACGCUGCGUAGUUUUGGUGUCACUCCGGGAAAUUUCAGCUGGAGAGGAACUCUUCUCAAACUAUUAUACUAUUAUACAUUAAUUUGAGUGGCUACAAGUCUGAAUCCACAUAAUUAAGUAUACCUUUACCUUAAAGGAACUUUAUGUAAGUUUUUGAUUUAAAAGUUAAGAAACUUGUAUAGCUUACUGAUGACUACUGUAAUUGGCCCUCGCCACUAACAAAGUUAGGGGCGAGGGGUAUUGUUUUUGCUCGGUUUCUUACGCUCUAUUAUUAUUAUUUUUCCUUGCAAAGGAUCUCAAUUUUGAGGGCCUAAACGUCGACGAAAAGUCCCCAAACCGGGGUCCAGAUCGAUCGGCCCGGCGAAAAAUUCGAUAAAAUGGGCAUCGCGACAAUGACCCGAGUGACCCGACUCAACAGCGCCACCUAGAAUUCGACCCCUAUGGGACUAGGGACAAACAAAGUUUGUCGCAGGGAAACGAAAUUCGGGACAGUGAUAGAGAACAAUGAGACAAGCCAAAAGAUGAAUUGGAGCAUGACCCUAUGACGAACAGGAAGUCGGCCAUAUUGGAUCAAACAUUUGGCGCCGUUUUGACUUGGGUGUCUACAAAAAGAUUCAAGUUCCCGGGGUUUGGUCCAAAUGAGCUCAGAUUUGACAUGUCACAUCUACAGACAUAAACUCACAGAAAUUUUCAACUUUUUUUGGAAUACUCCUUACGGUUCGCCCGUAGCACGCCGCCGAAAAACGCCUUCAUUUCCUGUUUUUUCGGUGACCUGUCACGGCCACAGGCAUUGUCCUAGAGAACUCAAAUUCAAAUCACAAUUGCGUGAUCCAGGCCUGAAUGUGAUGAAAUAUGAAAUGUAAUAAAAGUGAACUCUAUAGCGCCCCCUAGCAUAGACAUGAAACGUCAACAUUAUCGGAUUUGGACCAAAGUCGGGGAUUAAAUUUCUAUGCAUGAUUACAAGCAAAAAAGUUUAUUACGGAUAUGAUGCAUUUUCCACCAUUGGCCAGCAGGGGCGCAAAGACCCCCAAAAAAUAGUUAAAAAAUUAUUACACCCACAGGCUUAGUCCGAUCGUGCUGAAAUUUGAAUCACUAAUGCCUGAUCACGGCCUAAACAUAAUACACUAUAAAACAUAUGAAAAAUGAACUCUAUAGCGCCCCCUAGCAUAGACAUGAAACGUCAACAUUAUCGGAUUUGGACCAAAUUCGGAAAUUAAAUUCUAAUGCAUGAUGACAAGCAAAAAAGUCUAUUUCGGACAUGAUGCAUUUUCCACCACUGGCCAGCAGGGGCGCAAAGACUCCCCCAAAAAAAUAGUUAAAAAAUGAUUCCACCCACAGGCUUAGUCCGAUUGUGCUGAAAUUUGAAUCACUAAUGCGUCAUUGUCGACCUGGGCGAAUGUCGGGAAGAGAGCGUGGCGUGCCGGGGCGGUCGCGAGUCCCCGGAGGUCGCGUGGGGUGGUGGUGCGCGCCGGGGCGAGGGCCACCAUUGCCGCUCAUUGUGCUCAUCUUUUUUGGCAAUUUGCUUUCGAAGACCACAGUUCUUUAGUUUAAGGUCAUGGUUUAAGGUCAAGGGUAUAUUUCCUCUGUUAUUUCUGGCCAUUUUUGUUUUAUAAUUGAGUUGUUUUGUAAGUGUUGCUGUACUUACUGUUACGCAGAUAAAAAGUGCGACCUACUCUGUGAAAUCUACUCUGUAAAGUCUCCUCUGUGAAGUCUACUGUUUGAAAUCUUUGUACGAUUUGCUCUGUGUCAAGCUCAGCUAAAUGUGCCUUUUCCGUUAAACGAUAUGUGAUUUUCGAUUUGCGAUUUGCCUACUCUUAUAAUCUCCCCGAGGCCAAACAAAGCUUUGAGUUAAAGCCCACAAAGCUUUGAAGUUUAGCUUUGAGUUCCGGAGUUGCCAUGGUAACAAGGCUUUAUGGAACUUUACAUGUAUGAUGUCAUCGGCGCCGUGAACCUGAUGGAACUGGGAGGUUUUCAGGUUCUAGAAUGUGAUGAUGUCAUACUCCCAGACGGGGCAAGAGCCACGUUUCCCUGUUGACUGAGGCCGAGUGUUGUUAAGAAGUCACUGAUAUGAGACAAACCUCGAUACAGUGCGCUUUCGAUUCGAUACGGUUCAGUAAAAAAUAAAGGCUAAAUCAUGGAAAAUCUUUGUUAAACCACUUCUUGUGCAAAGUUCAUAUGAAACACAAACAUUUUAAUCCUCAAAACAGCGAAAAUGUCAAACGAGUUUCCUUCCAUUAAACAAACAACGAAACUGUAGCUGUAACAAAAUCAUUUAGUAAAAUAAACCAAAAAUACUCUUGGUGAUAUAUAUCGAUAGAGCAGCCCACAAUAUCGAUACUGUGUCAUCACAUUAAACGAUACGAUAUAUCGAUAUUUCAGUAUUUUUGCACACCCCUCUACUCUUUAUCACACUGUACUUUGCCACGAAAUAUCCAAAAGGUAAACGCACAAAUGUUAAACCUGGUAUUGAAAUGAUUAAAAAACUCACUGUUAGAACACAAUGGCCAUGUUCACAUGAUGUUUUUUAAUUGUUCUGGAUUAAAUUGUUUGGACUUAAAAUAUUUUCCUUGGAGUUUACAUGGAAAUAAUAAUUCUGAAUAUCUGGGUUUCACGUGACAU
Boleophthalmus pectinirostris (great blue-spotted mudskipper) is the source of this 3442-nucleotide messenger RNA. It is a transcript of the gene setd9, whose product is annotated as SET domain containing 9. Gene Ontology annotation, molecular function: protein binding. The record is from RefSeq and is a predicted model, not a curated record. Bases 69 to 905 code for a protein of 278 amino acids. The transcript has 2 exons. NCBI's taxonomy places the organism in Eukaryota, Metazoa, Chordata, Actinopteri, Gobiiformes, Gobiidae.